Molecule: messenger RNA, 2093 nt
Organism: Diaporthe batatas
Lineage: Eukaryota; Fungi; Ascomycota; Sordariomycetes; Diaporthales; Diaporthaceae
Exons: 4
Coding region: 361-1608 (415 amino acids)
Biological process (GO): fatty acid beta-oxidation; phenylacetate catabolic process
Cellular component (GO): peroxisome
Molecular function (GO): acetyl-CoA C-acyltransferase activity
Source: RefSeq, a predicted model, not a curated record
GUAGGGAGGGAGGUAUUGAUGCCUUUCCCCGCAAUUCUUGGGCGGUCGGAACUCGGUGGGGCAGGGAACUCCCCGUGGAGCCGCGGAGGGUAUGACAGGCGAUGGGAAAAUGGCAGAGACAGAUUGCCGAGGCACACCGGCUCAAGGACGGACCUUGGCCACGACACGACACGAACCGACACCAGAACCGACCUUGCUCUCGACAUGCCGUCCACCACUCAUCAUUAUUAUUAUCAGCGGCAUCAUCCCCUCUCCACCAUUUCUCCUCUCCCCCACCACCCAGCCAAUCCAUUUUGAUCUCUUUGAUCCCACCGUAAACAACAGACAUAGCACACACACUCACAAAGACACCCAUCAACCAUGGCUGUAGAACGACUGGGCUCUAUCCUCAAGCAUUUGACCCCCGGCAGCUCCCUGGCCUCCAUCACCUCCAAGAAUGCCGACGACAUAGUCAUCACCCUGGCUAUCCGGACGCCGCUGGCCAAGGCAAAGAAGGGGGGUUUCAAGGACACCAGCCUCGAGUAUAUGGUCUAUGCCCUGUUGAAGGAGGUCAAAGAACGAUCGGCCCUGGAUCCCGCACUGAUCGAGGACAUUUGCCUCGGUAAUGUCUCUGAUGCAAAAGCCUCCUACAAGCUCCGCGCUGCCUCGCUUGCUGCCGGCAUUCCCAAUGUCUCGGGCGCCUCCUCCGUCAAUCGCUUCUGCUCUUCUGGGCUCAAGGCCACCGCUGAUAUCGCCAAUGCCAUCUCUGCCGGCAAUAUCGAAAUCGGUAUCGCAAUCGGUGCCGAGUCCAUGACCAUCGGCGGCGAUGCCCUCGACAAGCCCUUCGACGAGGCCGUCACUUCCCAAAGCCAGGAGGCUGCCGACACCAUGCAGCCCAUGGGCUGGACGAGCGAGAACGUCAGUCGGGAUUUCGGUAUUACCCGGGAAGAUUUGGACAAGUAUGCCGCCGAGAGUUUCCAGCGGGCCGAGAAGGCCCAAAAGGAGGGCCUGUUCGACGACGAGAUCGUGCCCAUCAAGACCAAGGUCAAGGGACCUGACGGCGAGGUGAAGGAGGUUGUCCUGACCAGGGACGAGGGCAUCAGGCCCGGCACGACUGCGGAGACCCUCGGCAAGAUCAGGGUUGCCUUCCCACAAUGGGGUCCUACCACUACCGGUGGCAAUGCCAGCCAGGUGACUGACGGAGCUGCCGCCGUGCUCCUGAUGAAGCGCUCCACCGCCAUCAAACUGGGUCAGCCAAUCCUUGCCAAGUAUGUUGGCUCGACCGUUGCUGGCCUGGCCCCUCGCAUCAUGGGCAUCGGCCCCAGCAUUGCUAUCCCCAAGCUGUUGGCCCAGUUCAACCUGUCCCUAGGUGACUGUGAUGUCAUCGAGAUCAACGAGGCCUUUGCGUCCAUGGCUGUCUACUGCCGCGACAAGUUGGGCCUGGACUGGGCCAAGAUGAACCCCAGGGGUGGAGCCAUCGCUCUGGGACACCCACUUGGUGCCACUGGCACAAGGCAGAUUGUCACAGGCCUGAGCGAGUGCCGUAGGACCGGCAAGAAGAUUUUGCUAACGAGCAUGUGCAUCGGCACGGGAAUGGGAAUGGCAGGUCUGUUUGUGAACGAGCAGUGAGCUGCGUUGUCAAGUAUCGGAAAUGUCGUGCAUCCACCGUCCAUAUCUAAUGCAAAUAAAAUGCCAGAGCCAUUCCUCUUCAAUCUUUAUUUCACCCGGUAUCACUGACGUGGGGCCACGCAAUCCACCGGGCUAAGCAAGGGCCCGUUGCCGAUCACAGCGGAUCAACCCUAUUGAUACAUUUUGGCUUGGUUGGCAACGCUGAACAUGAUCAUUGCCGGAAAUAACCAGACGCUGCAGUCCACUGCACGGAAGUGAAUCUCUUCAAAUCAGCAAGCACGCAUAUAGUUACAGAAAAUGGAUUUCGUCUGCGUCCUUUUACCGGAUUGUUUCAAUAUUACACCGCGACCACAAUCAAUGGUGGUUGGAAAUUUACUUUAUGGGUUGUUUUAUGGUACAUAGCGUCUCUGUUCUUCAUAUACCUCUUGACAUUAAUGACGAAUUGGGAGCACAUGACGAAAGCAAAUGACCAGGUUGGACUUUCA